AGCAAGAGUUACCAACACAAGAGAGCACUGUAGAGUCAUCAGUCCGAAAGGAAUGAAACAUCUAAACAAACUUCACACACCUGUGUAGCCAAGACUAGCGAAACAUGUCAGGUAAAAUAAAUACGUCGACGUUCCUCUUCGACGUCCCGCCGGUGCUGAUGGGGAAUUUCUGUAAGCUGAUGGACAGCGGUGUCGACGGUCUGGGAUGGAGAGCUUUAGCUAACCACAUCCUUCCCAGUCAGCUGGAAGUCAGAUAUGCUGAAAUGCACGUAGCUGCUGGGAAAAGUCCUACCCAGGAGCUCAUGUGGACGUGGGCCCAGCAGAAUAAAACAGUUGGGGAUCUUCUGAAGGUUCUGGAUCAGAUGGGUCACGCUCGAGCCAGGAGUCUUUUCCAAACCGAAGACUCCUGCGUACUGAAGUCACCAUCGUCUCCUCUCUUUGUCACGGAUCUGCCAAACACUGAGAAAUCCUGUCAAAUGUCUGCUCCUCAUUCAGAGUCUGUGUUUGUUAAAGGUAAAAAACAGAAGUAUUGCAUUACAUUUUCUGACGUCAUAGAAGGAACGAGACAUUUUCACCCGGAUUUAAAAAUACGAUCGAGCGCGUUCUCCGAGGUCUACUGUGGCAAAUGGGGAAACAGAUCUUUUGCUGUGAAAGUUUUCAAACAGGAAAACAAAGCUGAUUGGAAGGCGUUGUGGGAAAAAUUCACCAAAGAAAUUGAAGUUCUACAACUCUACCAGCAUCCUAAUAUCUUAGAGUUAUGGGGCAGCUUUUCAGAGGCAGAUCGCUUCUGUCUCGUUUAUCCGUACCUUCAUAACGGAUCGCUGUUCCACAGACUUCAUGAGGAAGUUCAGGGUCCUUUAUCAUGGCAGGAAAGGCUAAACAUCAUCAAAGGCACCGCAAAGGCAGUUAACCAUCUACACACUGCACAACCAUGCAUGGUUAUUUGUGGAAACAUUACAAGUUCAAACAUACUCUUGGAUGAGCGCCUGCAGCCCAAAUUAUCAGAUUUUGGAUUAGCUCAUCUCAGACCGCACUCUGUCGAUCAGAGCUGCACUAUUGUCAUGGAUACUGCCUCCCAUAGCAACCUUGGCUAUCUCCCAGAAGAGUACAUCCGUGAUGGCAAGCUGUCAAUCAAACUUGACGUGUACAGCCUUGGCAUGGUUAUAUUAGAGACAUGUACUGGACAGAAGGUGAGACAGGAGUCAGGAAAAAGCCUGUUUUUGAGAGACAUAUUGCAUUCAGAAUUUGAGGAAAAAGGCUCUGUGGAUGCCUGUCUGCAGUUUUUAGAUCCCAAAGUUGAGCAUUGGCCUACUGCGGUGGCACUUUGUCUGCUCCGAAUCGGACUAGAAUGCACAAGCAGCAAAAUGCGAGCAAGGCCUACCAUGGAAAUGGUGCUUCAGAGGCUAAACCAAAUUCUUCCCACGCCCACAUCCCCUGAGGACCAGCCGCACACCCUAGAUGAUACGAUUCCUCUUCAGUGGCCACAUAAUUGCCACAGUCCACAUCUAAGCAUCCCUGUCGAAGUUGAUGAAAUGUACAGCCCGCUUGAGGAACCACAACCUCCCAGACUUUCCAAUCUGGCAGAACCCUGCGAAUGCAGCCAGUCUGAGGUCACUUUCUUGAGUGUUGGAGAUCCCAACUUGUCACAUUCCCUCAGGGAAUGUCUUGAGGAAAAUGACAGAGUGGUUUCAGCAUCACAGAGUAUCCAGUCAGACUCUGCAGCUCCUCUGGACUUAUAUGGGAGCUGGCCAGUGGAGUGUAGCUGUAGCGCUGGAACAGAAGCGCAGGGGUGCGAGGACUGCUGUGCCAAUGGCUUCAGUCAGUCUGUUUUAUAUGUCACUGUAGAUGAUGAUCCCCAGCUCUCUCAGUAUGGCAUUACAAAUCCAGCAAAAGAGAAAAUAAAGAAUAAAAUUCAUCUGUACAACCAGGGGAUAAUAAAAACUGAAGAACUUCUUUCGCUUAAGUCGGAAUGAUUCAGCAAUAGGUCGGGAAAUGGGGAGUGUUGGAGGUCAUUUAAAAAAAAAAGGAUUUUUAACAGUAUUUAUCUGCUUUAAAUGAAAGUAGUUUAGAAAUAUACUUAAUGUAUUCGCAUUAAAAAAGAUGCAGCAUGUGGGGAUGUUACAAAAAUUGGUUCUUAAAAAUUCUAACCAUAAUAUAUUUUACUCUGACGUACAACUACUAUCUCUUUAAGAGAUUUAGUUUUAGCCUUUCACUUGGUUGUAUUUCGUUAAAGCAUAUUUGAAUGCGUAAAGGCGACGUCGUACACGUCAGAAACACUUCCAGGUGUUCCUAGUAGUGCCUACAAAUCUCCAUGCUUCAGUGAAGCUCUCCGUAGUUUGUUUAUGACUGGAUUAAUUGAGAAAUUCUAAUUUAUGUGCGUACAAAUUUUAACCAAUAACAAAUAAUGUAGAAUGUUGUUCGCACAAUUAAAGAAACAAAUAAAAUUUAUGGGGCUUUUAUUUUCAGGAUAUUCCUUCUGCCAAAAAAAAGCGUAACGCUUUGGCGGCUGUAAGCAGGAAAGCCCUGGUGAAAAAACCAGCAUAUGCUGGUAGGUAUGUUUUAAUGCUGGAAUGCUGGUUAGGUAGGUUUUGAUGCUGGUUUAUGCUGGUCCUUUGCUGGUUUUUGCUGGUCAUGUUGCUGGUCAAGGACCAGCAUGAACCAGCAAAGGACCAGCAUAAACCAGCUAAGGACCAGCUUAAACCAGCAUCAAAACCUACCUAACCAGCAUUCCAGCAUCAAAACAUACCUACCAGCAUAUGCUGUUUUUUUCACCAGGGAGGAAACCAAAGGCGGGAUUUUUUUCUUUGAAUGGUGAGGCUUCACUUUUAAACAGCUUUUUCCGAAGAAAUUGCUUCUUUUAGUGAAUCAACAACCUGAUCGCUAAUCUUCAACAUGUUUUACACUAAGCAGUAUUUUCGUUGGGAACUGUAUGUAGAUUUUACCUUGUUUUUAAGAGAAGGCAGAUUGGGAAUGUCGCAACAGGUAGUACUCAUUUAUGGCACUGUUAGCAACAGAUUUGUGUCGCAUUAAUAUUUAAUAAAAUAUAUGUAAUAUUGUGUGUUGUCUAAAAUAUCGAUUUUUCUUUCGUUUUCAGGUUUUACCUUAAUGAAUAAAGGACACGAAUUAUUUGUUUUAUUAUUGUAUGUUGUUUAAUGACAAUAAAAUGUUUUCUAUGGA
Messenger RNA from Labeo rohita (rohu), 3177 nucleotides. RefSeq names its product interleukin-1 receptor-associated kinase 3 (gene irak3). The transcript is spliced from 13 exons. The record is from RefSeq and is a predicted model, not a curated record. Gene Ontology annotation, molecular function: ATP binding; protein binding; protein kinase activity. The coding region runs from base 105 to 1973 and encodes 622 amino acids. NCBI's taxonomy places the organism in Eukaryota, Metazoa, Chordata, Actinopteri, Cypriniformes, Cyprinidae. Gene Ontology annotation, biological process: signal transduction; protein phosphorylation.